Molecule: messenger RNA, 1561 nt
Organism: Megalops cyprinoides (Indo-Pacific tarpon)
Lineage: Eukaryota; Metazoa; Chordata; Actinopteri; Elopiformes; Megalopidae
Gene: plekho1a
Product: pleckstrin homology domain containing, family O member 1a
Exons: 6
Coding region: 335-1561 (408 amino acids)
Biological process (GO): regulation of myoblast fusion
Cellular component (GO): ruffle membrane; muscle cell projection membrane
Source: RefSeq, a predicted model, not a curated record
GAGAGGGGGGGGCGCCGAUCGCAGCGGCAAUGAAAUAGACUCACAGCAACCAGAAACUGCCAAUUCAGCUCCGUGCACGGAGUGCGCGCUUUAGCGAAGGCACAGAUCCGCUGGCGAAAAGCGUGAGAGGAACCAGGAGGAAAAAGACGGGAGGAAGCGAUAACAUUUCAGGCAAGGCAGACCCGACAUACAGCUGACAGACACAGAAUACCCUAGCUUCUCAAGAAACAGUUAAUUUCUGCCCCCGAAGAACUGUCGCUCAAGAAAUACGCUGGAAACUGGAGAAUCACCGGGAAUACAACCACCAACAGUGAUAGACCUCGUUACCUUCACAAUGAAGAAAAGCAACUCCAAACGGGGCCCGCACGACACCAACCAACAGUUGUCGCAGCCAGACAAAACUGGCUGGAUUCGCAAGUUUUGUGGAAAAGGGAUUUUUAGGGAGAUCUGGAAAAACCGUUUCGUCGUGCUAAAGGGAGAUCAUCUGUACAUCUCUGAGAAAGAGGUUAAGGAUGAGAAGAGGGUCCAAGAGGUGAUCAACCUGACGGACUACGAGCGCUCGGAGGAGCUGCGCAAGUCCAAGAGCCGCAGCAAGAAGAACCACAGCAAGUUCACCCUGCUGCGGUCACGACAGCCGGGAAACAUGGUCCCCAAUCUAGUUUUCCUGGCCGUUAGUCCUGAGGAGAAGGAGGCUUGGAUCAACGUUCUGAAUGCAGCCAUCACCAGAGCCAAGAACAGCAUUCUGGAUGAGGUGACAGUGGAAGAGCACAGUCCCCUCGCCCACCUCACACGGGACCGCGCCAAGAUCCCCCACGCGCGUCGCCUGCCCACCCGCGGACACCUCAUGGCCGUGGCGUCCACCUCCACGUCGGAUGGCAUGCUGACCCUUGACCUGAUCCAAGAGGAGGACGGCUCGGCGCCAGAUGGGCGUAACCCGUGUGAGAUCAGCAUCAGGGUCGACCUGGACGACUCCGCCCCCAGACUCGCCCCGGGCCGCCAGCGCUGCAACACGGACAUCACGGGGCCUGCGCGGCUGUCUGCCGAGAUCCGGACGAAAUCCGGGAGCCUGCCACGCCGGUGCGAGCCAUCCCAGGACUGGCGGCACCUGGAGGGGCAGUCCCGCACCCCGCAGCCCGGCAAGAGGCUGACCCCCUCCGAGAAGAGCCGCUGCGUCUCCAUGGAGGAGAUCCUGUCCCGUUCAGACGCGUUUGCGGCCAGACGGUGUAGCCCUGCCCCCAGCCCCGCCCCUGCCACACCCCCACUGCAGGAACUCAUCUCCCGGAAGCUGGAGCGGACUCAGGAGCUGCUGGGCGUGGUCCGGUCGCCGGAGCGUGGGGGUGGGAACUCGCCCUCCUCCGGAAAGGGCUCAGACUCGCAGGGGAGCCGGGCGGAGGCAGAGCAGCUGCUCCAGGAGGCAGUAUCCGCCUGGGACGAGGCACGGGAGGUGCUGGAGGAGGUGAAAGAGCUGCAGGUGCUCUUCCAGCAGCUGGACUUGGCUCCCACCGCGCCUCUGACCCCCUCACGGGAGGGAACACCGAGCAACCCCCAGCAGACUCCCUAG